CACAAUCCAUCCCUGUUUUGCAACGUCGCCGUUCGCGGCUGCGCUGUGCGUUCGUUCCAUUCCGGGCCCCGUUUAGUCCUUCUGUUCUAUCUAUCUCUCUCUUUUUGCUUUUCUUAUUUUAGAGGUGUCUGACCAUGUUCUGAAGCGGCUUCUCCCGGACUCGCCUCGGAUCCGCACGGCGCAGCUCUCGGUGGAGGAACAGCCCGACCCGCUGUGCUCGAAUCAUGGCAAGUCCAAGAACGAGGAAAGUUCUCAAGGAAGUCAGAGCCCAAGAUGAGAACAAUGUCUGUUUUGAAUGCGGUGCGUUUAACCCCCAGUGGGUGAGUGUGACCUAUGGAAUCUGGAUCUGUCUGGAGUGCUCAGGAAAGCACCGAGGCCUGGGAGUCCACCUCAGUUUUGUACGUUCUGUAACUAUGGACAAAUGGAAAGAUAUUGAGCUGGAGAAAAUGAAGGCUGGAGGUAACAGGAAAUUUCGCGAGUUCUUGGAGUCUCAGGAUGACUAUGAUCCCUGCUGGUCAAUGCAAGAGAAGUACAACAGCAAAGCUGCAGCUCUUUUUAGAGAUCAAGUUGCUACCAUAGCUGAGGGCAAGGAGUGGUCCCUUGAAACUUCCCCUGCCAGGAACUGGACACCACCUCAGCCUAAAACAUCUCUCUCUUCCACUCAUCGCUCUGCUGGACCUUCUCAGAACGCAGCUGCCUCUUCUGACAAGGCUUUUGAAGACUGGCUAAACGACGAUGUCAACUCCUAUCAAGGUGGCCAAGAGAAUCGCUAUGUAGGGUUUGGAAAUACAGUAACCCCUCCAAAGAAAGAGGAUGACUUCCUGAAUAAUGCCAUGUCUUCACUAUACUCUGGAUGGAGCAGUUUUACAACUGGAGCAAGCAAGAUUGCCUCGGCUGCUAAGGAGGGGGCUACCAGGUUUGGAUCUCAAGCAAGUCAAAAGUUUUGGGGCUACAAGCAGCAGCCAGAGCCGGCAUCAGAGUUAGGUCAGACAUUAAAUGAAAAUGUUCUCAAACCCGCACAGGAAAAGGUGAAAGAGGGGAAAAUUUUUGAGGAGGUCACCGUGGGGGUAUCGCAGUUGGCCAGCAAGGUUCAGGGAGUUGGGAGUAAGGGAUGGCGAGAUGUCACCACUUUCUUUUCUGGGAAACCAGAUGAUCAUUCUGAAAGUAACAGACCAGCUGAGGGAUGCAGCUACCAGAACAGUGGAGAGGAGGGCUACCAGAACAAUGCUGUAGAUCAAAGCUUCUGGGAGACCUUUGGCAACUCAGAGCCACCGAAAGCUCAUAAAUCUCCAAGCAGUGAGAGCUGGACCUAUGUGGACAAUUCCACAGAGAAGAAGAGCUCCGAUAGCUGGGACGUGUGGGGCUCAGGAACAGUCUCCAACAACAAGAACAGUAACAGCGACAGUUGGGAAAACUGGGAGACCAACUGGGAAAACACAGGAGGGGAGAGCAAGGCCAAAAAACCUUCUAAGGCAACAAAAAAGGCAUCUUCAGCUGAUGAUAAGUGGGAUGACUGGUAGAACUGUUAACUUUGUUUUGGUGCAGCUAGGAAAGGGAGACCACACUGGCUGAUUGAGAGGAGAAAGUUUUGCACCCAUCUGGAGUAUCUUGGUUGACUUUACUGAUGUGUUACUUUCUGUGCUUUUUCCAUUUGUUUUCCUUCUGCCCCAGUCUAGGAAGAAAAAACAAGUAGUGUCUGAAUCUUUUAUUACAUGAAGAUGGUUCUCUCGUUUUUAUGGGUAGUGAGAAAUAUAUCUUCUCCUUGCACUACUGAGGCUGGGUACACUGACUUUAAGAGCGAUCUGAAAGACACGAGCACGUUUUAAUGCCAUAGUCUUGCAUGUGUAAGCUCAUAGGUAUUCAUCCAGCCUUCAUAUUAUUUGAGAUGACCAGAGAUGUUUAACACAAAUAAAGAACAGGCUGUAUCUUGAAAAGGCAGCCUUUAAACGAACAAGCUGCAGUUGAGUAGAUCCAGCUGAAAUGCCUUAUGGAUUGCUGUGACUGUACGAGGUCUGGCAAUUCAAACUGGUCUGUAAGGUACUUUUUAUUGGAGCUUUGUUUUUAAUCUUUGUGAGAUUUUUAGAUUUAUUUUCUCCCCUUAGAAUUAAUCAGGAGUCUGGAGGUAGACGAUUAUCUGUUCCCACUCAUCAUUUUGGCAGCCUGAGCUAUCAAGGGAUAUUCAGAAUGGCUCCUUGUGCACUGUGUAAAUUCUUAACCCAUCAAGCAAGAAUAGCAGCUCUCUUACACAGAUGUGAUGCAGUGCUGUCUGUCCUCCUUCUUUGCCUUUACCCUUCUCCCGCUCUAAGUAUUUUGUAGGGUCUGCUUUGUUUUAUUUUUUUAUCUUUUUUUUCUUAUACCUAUCUGUGUUAUCUAUACUGACAAAAAUGAGAUCUUCCUGCUGCUUAUGGCCUUCUGGACAUCUGUUUGGCAACUCAGCAGUGAAAUGAGUUAGUAAAAAGAUUCCAGUAAGAAAAAAUGCAUGGAAAAUAUGAGUACAUUGAGGAGAGAGUCUGGCGGUGAGUGCCUUCCAGGAUGAGUAGAUGUCUAUGUUUAAUAGUAAAACUUAGAUUAAGCAGAUGUUUUCCAAAUUAAUCUUUAAUAUGUCAAACUGUAUCUCUCUCUGUCAUGUACUUCUCCAUGUUUUCUUCCUGGAUCCUGUUAGAGGAAUACGAUUUUGGAAGCUUCAGGAACUCCUUGUCAGCAUUAAGGAAUGGGACAGAAGAUCCAGUUCUGUCUCAGUUUUGACCCUUGAAGGUGCUUCUCAUGAUACAAACCAUAAUGUAUACAAAAGACCUGUGAUCUUUUAACAGUCGAGGUGUUUGUAUUUUAGGGGGUGGAUCAUAAAUGUGCACUGCCUGAAAAUAAUCAAACUUCAAUUCAUGACAUCAUUAUAGUCUGCUUUGGUAGCAGCAUGGAGUUCAUAUGAUGGACCCUGCGGAUCUUAAUCCCUACCCAAAAAGCCUUUUAUUUUUAAAAGCAAUGAAUUGUUUGAGCAACUGAUAGACCCAAGUUACUGAAGUUACCUCAAAUGAUGUUCUUUUUUUUUUUUUUUUUCCCCUCAUCAAGGAGGAAAAAAGCUCAUCACGGAGUUUUUCCAUGCUGUAGUGGUACCAAGAAGCCCAAAAAUUACAUUCAGCAGCUAAAAAAGAAAGGGGAAAGAGGAAGGGGCCUACCAAUCGCUCCCAAAUGUAGCACUUAUUAAAGGCUUACAAUCUUUGCAAAUACCAUACAGGUAUUUGUGGCCUGUUUCUCUAUUUCUAUUAGCGUUACCUUUCAGAUAAUGAACAAAAUAUUUUCCUAGACUUCUCUAACCCUGUCCUACAGCAGUUACAUUUCUUUUUUCCCCUUUGCUGUUCAGGCAAUGCUCUGAAGCUCACACAGUGUGUGGUGCUGCUCAGUGCCCAGGUCUGGGCUGAGUCUUACCUUCUCCUUGGGGACUGGUCAGAGGAGAGGCCUUGGUUUGCAGCACUGCUGCUGGUGCUAUAGACAGAUGGUUACAGCCUUGCCUAUAGGAUUUUGUUCUACUAAUCCUAUUCCAGAUACAGCUUUAUUAUCACUCAGUUGCAUGUCAACUAGAACUGUCUCUUUAUGCAUAUACCUCUGUUGCCUAUUUGUCACCUGUCCAUGGUGCAGUACGUGGCUGUGAUGCACAUCCUUGAGGGCUACAUACCGUGGUGUAUGUGAAGGAGCACUGCUGUGCUGACAGUGUCCUUGUGACAUCUUGCAGCAGUGACAGCAAAAUGCACCUGUUGCAUUUCCUGACUGCUGGUAUCUGUCUGGAGUGAUGCAAAGCUGAAUCAGCCUCCUCUGGACAAACUUAGUAUGGUUUCUUUUCAUAAAGCUCCUGAAAUAGCUGAUAGUGGGAUAAGCUUUAUUUUAGUGUUUUCUGUUAGCAGUGCUAUGACGUGUUUGCAUACGUUCUCAGCUGUGUGCUUUGCCUAGGAGAAAACUGGUUUAUUUAUAUCUCACUUAUAGCUAUGAUUGGUAUGAGCCUUUCAUUUGCUUUUCUGGUAUUACUUCUGGAUUUUUAAGACUUUAUUUUCUACAUUAACGUAAAUGGCCAGAGCCCUGCUAAGGUUUUUGGGCAUUAAUUUUUCUUCCAGUUCAGGAGAUGACGGCAGAGCAGUGUCUUCUUUGAUGCAGCACCCAGAAGGGGGUUACUGGAAGAAACAAAAACCCAACAUCAUGACAGAAAGUGGAACAGCAACCACAAAUCUUGUGUGCUAAUUGGCUUUGGUUUGAUGGACAGGUUGGUACAGAUUCAGACAAGUCACUAAAAAAUACAUUUCAUCAUGUCUUCUGAUGGAGAGGAUGAAAUGAAGCCACUUUCCAUUGCACAGCUUCAGUUUUAUUGGACUUUUUGUUUAAGAGUGUGUGGUUCAGAAGCUUGUGCUGUUUGAAGUUAUUGUGUUAUUAGUGGAAGUUUAUUAACAUCUCCCCUCUUUUCCUCAAUUCCUCUUUUUUUUUCUCCUGAUCAUGAACCUUUUAGGUAGGUGCACAUCACUUUCGUUUCAAUCCCACACCAGUUAUUAGCAGUUCUGAGCCAUACAAGCAAACAACCAGACACUGCAGUGGUGGAUAGCAGCUUUUGUACGGCUUUAGCUUUGGAAGGCACAGAGCAGUUGGGUUCUUCCAGGUGGCCUGGAAUCAGAGAAACAUUAAGGUGUUACAGCUGAGUGCUGCUUGCCAUAAAGAGCAUUUGAGUUGGGCAUUGCUUUGAAACAUUUCAUUUGUGUUUUGGUGCCUCCUAAUAGUCACCGUGUUUUCAAGAAGUGCUUGGCCAGCUCUUCGUGUUGGCUGAGACCUGAAGGGUAACGCUGCUUUUGUUUUCCCAGGCAGACAUGUAACAUUCCAUGGGUUCAUCGUGUAUUUAUGAGUGUAAUGAUCUGUGCAAUAACUUAACAAAGUGUAGGUAAAACGUUUCUUGUUUAAUCCAGUCCAGGAUACAGUUAAAGAUACAGUGGUCUUCUUUGCAAAUAGCUGCCAGCCAACCAAGGUGUUUCAGUUCUCCCUCUACUUUGGCAGUUCUAAAUUCCAGUAAUGAUGGAUUGAGCAAUCAAUGACUUAAACAGAAAUCAAGAAUUGAGAUGAUGCCCAUCAUUGGAGUUUGAUUGUAACGGUUCAUGGUGAUCUCUCAUUAUAGAGCCCUUCUUCAUUUUUGAGGCCAGCAGAAACCUGGUCAGCCUGGAAUGCUGUAUCUUUAAUUUUCCUGAUGUGUUUCGUGUGAAGUUCACAGGAAUGGCAAUUUCAGUGAACGCUAUUCAUUGUUCUGUAGAGUGAUACCAGACUUGAACUGCAGUGUCAUCUUUUAAAGAGCAUCAUAAUAAAGCAAAGAGCUGUGGAGCAGA
Messenger RNA from Coturnix japonica (Japanese quail), 5348 nucleotides. RefSeq names its product ARF GTPase activating protein 1 (gene ARFGAP1). Lineage: Eukaryota; Metazoa; Chordata; Aves; Galliformes; Phasianidae. Gene Ontology annotation, biological process: regulation of endocytosis; regulation of ARF protein signal transduction. The record is from RefSeq and is a predicted model, not a curated record. Gene Ontology annotation, cellular component: Golgi membrane. Gene Ontology annotation, molecular function: GTPase activator activity.